Molecule: messenger RNA, 8515 nt
Organism: Anolis carolinensis (green anole)
Lineage: Eukaryota; Metazoa; Chordata; Lepidosauria; Squamata; Anolidae
Gene: zmynd8
Product: zinc finger MYND-type containing 8
Exons: 21
Coding region: 3761-7186 (1141 amino acids)
Biological process (GO): regulation of DNA-templated transcription
Cellular component (GO): cytoplasm; nucleus
Molecular function (GO): transcription corepressor activity; protein binding
Source: RefSeq, a predicted model, not a curated record
UAUUCUCUGAUCAUUUUGCAUAGUUUUAAAUCUUUUUUGCUUUUAACAGGACAGACUUAAUCCAGCCACUUAAGUAAAACUGUGGAUAGCUUAGUGAAGUAAAACUAAUUUUGUUGUUGUUUGUUUGUUCAAUAUUUGUCUUUAUACCAACUGUGUGCCAAUGUGAUUUUUCAGUUUUUUCAGAAUCUUCUGCCACAUUGUGUACUUCCUGUUUUCCAUUGAAAAUAAAAUUCUGCUUACUCUUUGUUCCUAGAUCCUUCUAAUUAAUGCAUUUUGCAGGUUAAAGCUCAAUUCAGACUUUCCUCAAGCUUUUGAAGUGUGAUGAAUGUGCUAGUUCUCAGCAAACUAAUCUUGCCACAUUGUUACAGAGCUAUCCCAUAGUUACCCCUCUGCUUUUGUUCUCCUGUGAUAUAUCAUCCAGCAUGAAAUUUGGUUUUAGGGCCACAUUUGAGCAACUUGUGCUUUUUAAAAAUAAUCUGGGGCUGAGACAUUUUGUAAGCAUGUCUCCACAAGCAGCUUUUUCAGUGGACAUUUUCUCACAGCAUAACAGAGGCUCUGCUGUGAGUUCAGUCUGUACACAGCCCUGCUUGUUAUACAAUACAAAUGCAUUUUGCGAGAUGAUACCUUGUUACCAUUUAUACAGGGAUACCAUGCACUUGAUAAACUGUAUUGCCUCUAUUUAAAGUGAAAUUACUCAAAAUGUCUCAUUCUCAAAAGGAUUCUCUCUUGUCCUCCUCCCCACUCCUAAAAGUACUGAAGUUCAGUGUCAGGUUUCUCUGCUAUUUUAUACAUUAUUUGCUUGCAGAAGCGAUGGCAAGAGAUUGCUGAGCAAUAAGUUUCAGUUUUUCCAUUGUCAAAGGCAUAUUUUUGUCUUGUAGUAGGGCAUUAUGCAUUAGCAGCUGGGCGUGGAAUCUGAACAUUACCCAAUAUCAUCUUAUGAAGAAGCAGGAAAAAUGAGCAGUGCUCAGAAUGCCUGAAUUAAAAUGGCUCCCUUAGGUUUAGCUGAAGAGGGAUGUGUCUCAAAUCUGCGCCUCCAGAGAUAUUGCUGACGGGGGGAAAGCGUGCUUGCAUGGGCAGCUCUUGUGCACAUAAUGAAACACAGCACCACAAGUCCCCUGAAGUUCACCUUUUUAAAUUGUUCAAAUGCAAAUUCUUUCAUAGUUCACAAAAUAUAAAUGUCUGCAUUGCAGCAAGAUGUCUGAAGCAAGGAGAGACAGCCGUGUUGUUCCCAGGAUCAGCCCAAUCAUGCUGUUCUCCUCAGAGCUGGAGCCAAUAGAAAGAGAGGAGAAGUUAAAGAUUGACAAAUACUGUAGCCAGGCGAAGAAAGGCCUUCUGGAAAUUUCUCCCAUCUUUGUUCAUCUAAGUAAAGCAAAUUCAGCCAAUCUGAGAAUUCCACAUAAUUCCCAAUCCUUUGGCAGUGUAUUAAUCUGUCACAUUUAUGAAUGGCACACACACAGAUAACAGGCUGGUCUUUCUCCCCUGUUUUUUUUUUAACCAGGUGAAAUGCAUUGUCUUUAAACCACGGUGGGUGGAGGUGAGUGGAGGUGCUUUUACUGCCCAGACACAACUGAUUUUGGUGCUAAAUGCUGCAGGUCUUGAUGCUGAUUUGUUUUCUCAGGAACCACAUAAUUGAGCUGUAGUCCUCACCAAACAACUGUUAUGGUAAAACUAAAAUUGAUAGUUUAAUUACUCUUUUAACACUUUGCAAGCAUAUGGACUUCUUAAAAUUAUCCAAGGUGAAUAUACUUCAUCUUUAUUACUUAAAUCAACAUUUGUUUACUUUUGCAGUUAUCUCUGCAGAUACUGUAGCAUUGUGUGUGUAUGGAUUAUUGCGUUUGUAAACUAGAAUGAAAGUAUGAGGGAAAGAAACUGUAUGCUUUUCCUCCUUUGUAUGCCAACUCAUGUAACUGGCAGCUAAACCAAAAUGGAUUAAUGUAAAAAUUGAUAUCAAUAAUAAUUUGCUUACUGAUAGCAUUUAGCAAAACUGGAAAAUAAAAUGGUGCAACAUGUGAAGUGUCCCAGAUGAAUGACCCUUCCUCUUCCUCUCCAUUUGAUUUGUUGACUUCAGAAGAGCCAUGUACAGAGUGAGUCCAUGCUUUUUCUUUUCUUUUUUUUUAAUACAAAGGACAUCACUUGUAAAAUCAGCAUCAGUUCCUUCUUAUGAUAAGAUGCUUUAUUAGUGUGGCAUAUACAUAUUCUAGGAGCCCCGGUGGUGAAGUGUGCUAAAGCACUGAGCUGCUGAACUUGCAGACCGAAAGGUCGCAGGUUCAAAUCCUGGGAGCAGAGUAAGCGUCUGCUGUUAGCUCCAGCUUCUGCCAACCUAGCAGUUCGAAAACAUGCCAAUGUGAGUAGAUCAAUAGGUACCGCUCCGGUGAGAAGGUAAUGGCACUCCAUGCAGUCAUGCCGGCCACAUGACCUUGGAGGUGUCUACGGACAAUGCUGGCUCUUCGGCUUAGAAAUGGAGAUGAGAACCAACCCCCAGAGUCAGACAUGACUGGACUUAAUGUCAGGGAAAACCUUUACCUUUAUGCAUAUUCUAAUUUGUAAUACUUUAAAAAAUGUCCCUCUAUUUUACUGCCAUGCUUAUUUCCCCUUGCAUAAAUGAACCAUGUUGUUUUACACGUGGCAAAAAAUAAAGAAAGUCCAAUGCGCUCAAACAGGUGCUACAUUGUAGUCAUCAAUUUCAGGAGUGAUAAGGCUCAGGGCCAACGAUUCCCUGAAUUCUGUUGAGCCAAGCAUAUCACAUUGAAGACCCCAGAAUGGCAUCUUGGUAUUUUGGGGGAGGGGAGUAUGCUCCAAUCAUACUGUAGCAACCAGAAUAUGUACAUUAGGUCAUCAGAUUGGGAUUGGGAAACCUAGGGCCCAAAGUUAUCUCUUUCACAGGAUGUGGUGCAUAUAUGCUCAGGCUCAGUUUGAUGUACUUUGCUGCAGUCAGAUUUGUUUUUGUCUUCUGAGCUGACAAUGUAUUGCUAGGUCCCACUGAGCAAUUUAAAACAUGAUAAAAGCUUUGUCUUGAGAGCACUAACCCACUGUGAUUUUGCUUGCAGAGGAAGACAUUUUGCUUAACAGAGAUUACAAAGUCUUGAGAGAAGCAGAUGGCUUCUGUGAAAUUAGUUGCCUUAAAUAUACUAACCUCCCCAAAAGACAAAGCUGUUAGUAUUUUCAAAGUCCUGUUUGUGCUACCCAUGUCUUAGAUACACAGUUGUUUGCCAGAAUUUGAAGCCUUGAACCUGAUUAAAUUUUUGUCAUGCCUUUAUCAAAUAACACCUCAAAAUAUUUUACAUGCUUUAGAGAGUUCAGCGCCUGAAAUUGUAUUUUUAUAUCUUACAGUUAGCAUUUUAAAAGUUUUAAUGUAGAUUAGGCACCACAAAAUAAUUGGAGAAACAGAAUCAGACCUUGCAUAUUCAAACUGAAGAGAACAUCUAAAAUGGAAGGAUUUCCUUAGUAACCUGUGACUUCACAAAGCUCCCUGUCUUCUGCAAUUUAGUUACACAUUGGGUUGUCAGAUAUCACUGUGUCAUCUUUUACAGCUUUCCUGCUACUUUGAUGAUUGCUUCAAAAUAGUACUACUGUUUGAACAAGGGUCGUAGUUAUUGAAUAAAUUGUUACCAUUUUAGCUACUGUAUAGGAAUGAGGCAAUGCAGUGCUGCCAGACGCCAUUUUAAGAAUCCUGCAUAAAUAGCAUAGCUACCGAUGAGUAAGAGACUGUUAUAGCUUAGCUGAAGAAGAAAUAAAGACAGAGCAGGAGGUAGUGGAAGGGAUGGAUAUCUCCACUCGAUCCAAAGAUCCUGGCUCUGCUGAACGUACAGCGCAAAAAAGGAAGUUUCCAAGUCCUCCACAUUCUUCCAAUGGUCACUCACCAGAAGACUCAUCAACCAGCCCUGUUAAAAAGAAAAAGAAACCUGGCUUAUUGAAUAGUAAUAAUAAAGAGCAGUCAGAACUAAGACAUGGUCCGUUUUACUAUAUGAAGCAGCCACUCACCACAGACCCUGUUGAUGUUGUACCGCAGGAUGGACGGAAUGAUUUCUAUUGCUGGGUUUGUCAUCGGGAAGGCCAAGUCCUCUGCUGUGAACUCUGCCCUCGGGUUUAUCACGCUAAAUGUCUGAAACUGACAGCGGAGCCAGAGGGGGAUUGGUUUUGCCCAGAAUGUGAGAAAAUUACUGUAGCCGAAUGCAUAGAAACACAGAGUAAAGCUAUGACAAUGCUCACUAUUGAACAGCUAUCCUACUUGCUCAAGUUUGCACUACAGAAAAUGAAACAGCCAGGGACAGAGCCAUUUCAAAAGCCAGUUUCACUGGAUCAGCAUCCAGAUUAUGCAGAAUACAUCUUUCAUCCAAUGGAUCUAUGUACAUUAGAAAAGAAUGUUAAAAAGAAGAUGUAUGGUUGCACUGAAGCUUUUUUGGCUGAUGCCAAAUGGAUUUUGCACAAUUGCAUAAUAUACAAUGGAGGAAAUCACAAAUUGACACAAACAGCAAAAGUCAUAAUCAAAAUCUGUGAGCAUGAGAUGAAUGAAAUUGAAGUCUGUCCAGAAUGUUAUUUAGCUGCUUGCCAAAAAAGAGAGAAUUGGUUUUGUGAGCCUUGUAGUAAUCCACAUCCGUUGGUCUGGGCUAAACUCAAAGGUUUCCCAUUCUGGCCUGCUAAAGCACUGAGGGAUAAAGAUGGUCAAGUUGAUGCUCGUUUCUUUGGUCAACAUGACAGGGCCUGGGUUCCAGUAAAUAAUUGCUACCUCAUGUCUAAAGAAAUACCUUUUUCCGUGAAAAAGACAAAAAGCAUAUUCAACAGUGCAAUGCAAGAGAUGGAGGUUUAUGUGGAGAAUAUCCGUAGAAAGUUUGGAGUUUUUAAUUAUGCACCUUUCCGGACACCAUAUACUCCCAAUAAUCAAUACCAAAUGUUAUUAGAUCCUUCAAAUCCUGGUGCUGGAACUGCUAAGACUGACAAACAAGAAAAAAUAAAACUUAAUUUUGAUAUGACGGCAUCACCCAAGAUUUUAAUGAGUAAAUCAAUGCUCAGCGGUGGUACUGGACGAAGGAUUUCUCUAACAGACAUGCCACGUUCCCCAAUGAGUACCAAUUCAUCUGUUCACACUGGAUCUGACAUUGAACAGGAUGCAGAGAAAAAAACAACCUCCAGUCACUUUAGUGCCAGUGAAGAGUCCAUGGACUUCAUUGAUAAGAACACAGCUUCUCCAGCAGCAACAAGAGCAGGCCAAGCUGGAAGCUUAUCUGGCAGCCCCAAACCGUUCUCUCCUUCAACACCCACUGCUACUAAGCAUGAAAGAACAUCUACUCCAGGAAGCAUUCUUAAUCUUAAUCUAGAUCGCAGUAAAGCUGAGAUGGACUUAAAAGAGUUAAGUGAAUCAGUACAGCAGCAGUCCACACCUGUGCCAUUGAUUUCACCGAAGCGGCAAAUUCGCAGCAGAUUUCAGCUUAAUCUUGACAAGACGAUAGAGAGUUGUAAAGCACAGCUAGGGAUCAAUGAAAUAUCUGAAGAUGUUGCAGUAGAACAUAGUGAUUCAGAGGAUUCUGAGAAGUCGGAGUCCAGUGAUAGUGAAUACAUCAGUGACGAUGAGCAGAAAUCCAAGAAUGAACAGGAAGAAGAAGAUAAAGAUGGUGUAAGAAAUGACAAGGAAAACUUGGCUACGAAAAAAAAGCCAAAGCCAUCAACUCCAAGUGAAGAAAAAGAAGAAAUUAAAAGUUCAGGCUCAGUAGUUGAGAAAACAGAUACCCCUGUCAAAGACAAGGCAACUGCAGACUUUGAUAAAGGUAUUUCUGAAAAAGGGAAAAAUUUGUCCCAUCCUACAAAGGAGAAGUUAAAAGGUAAAGAUGAGACAGACUCUCCAACUGUACAUCUUGGUCUGGAUUCUGAUUCAGAAAGUGAGCUUGUAAUUGACCUUGGAGAAGACCAGUGUGGACGUGAGGGACGAAAAAACAGAAAAGAACCCAAGGAAUCACCUCCUAAGCAGGAAGCUGCUUCUAAAACGGCACCUUCCUCAGCUGUGAGCAGCCAGCCUCCUGCUGAAACUCAGGUGCUUACUCGAUCGGCAUCCCAAACCCCUCCAGCUGGUGUCACGGCCACAACUAGCACUACUUCCACGGCCAGCACUCCAGCUGCAGCCACAGGGAGCCCAGUGAAAAAGCAGAGGCCGCUCCUACCAAAGGAAACUGCCCCAGCUGUCCAGCGGGUAGUGUGGAAUUCUUCAAACAAAUUUCAGACUUCUUCCCAAAAAUGGCAUAUGCAGAAAGUACAAAGGCAGCAACAGCAGCAGCAGCAGAAUCAGCAGCAACAACCUCAGUCUUCCCAAGGAACAAGAUAUCAGACAAGACAGGCAGUGAAAGCUGUGCAGCAAAAGGAAAUUACUCAGAGUACUUCCACAUCUACCAUCACCUUGGUUACAAGCACUCAGCCUGUUUCUAUAGUAACCAGUUCUGGAUCAGCAAGUACACUCUCAUCUUCACUUAAUACAGACUUGCCGAUAGCAACAGCUUCAGCAGAUGUGGCUGCAGAUAUUGCUAAGUAUACUAGUAAAAUGAUGGAUGCCAUAAAAGGAACAAUGACUGAAAUAUACAAUGAUCUUUCAAAAAAUACCACUGGAAGCACAAUUGCUGAGAUUCGUCGUUUGAGAAUUGAGAUAGAAAAACUUCAGUGGUUACAUCAGCAAGAACUCUCAGAAAUGAAACAUAAUCUAGAACUCACAAUGGCUGAAAUGCGGCAGAGUUUAGAACAGGAAAGAGAUCGCUUAAUUGCAGAAGUGAAGAAACAGCUAGAACUGGAAAAGCAGCAGGCGGUGGAUGAAACCAAGAAGAAGCAAUGGUGUGCCAACUGCAAAAAAGAGGCCAUUUUCUAUUGUUGUUGGAACACCAGCUAUUGUGAUUACCCUUGUCAGCAAGCGCACUGGCCAGAGCAUAUGAAGUCUUGCACGCAGUCAGCCACGGCAACACAGCAAGAAACAGACACUGAAAUUAGCACAGAAACAUUAAACAAAACAUCCCAGCCUGUGUCCAGUGCACAGCCCGCACCUACAGAAACUGCCAGUACUCCAAAAGAAAAAGAGGCAACUGUUGAAAAGAGUAAAGAAAGUGUUACGACUAUUCCUGUAGUAGUAAGCCCUACAGCUGGAACUGUGGCCAUGAGAACGGGAGUUCAGUAUGUUCAAACGACGAUGCCUGUCCAAGUGCGGCGAGUCUAACUGCUUAUGCUAAUGAACGAAUCACGGCAGCUGUUGGAAUAGAGAAUAACUUCUGUAAUAGAAAUGUGAAGAAAAAAUCCCCACAGUUGAUUGAAUUAACCUCAAAGGUUUUGACUUUUAGCUUUGUACAUGUAUACAAAGCAUUUAACUACACUACAUUAAUGUAAAGCAUUAGUGGCUGGCUUUAAAAAGCUCAAGGACUGGUAAAAUGUACGGUAAAACUAUGCUUCUGUUGUAAAUGAUGUACAAUUUGUGGAUGAUGUUAGAGUGCCAUCUCCUUUUUAUAUUUGUAUGGACUUCAGCGUAAAAGGAGAGUGUUGGAAGCUGGUGAAGGAAAUGUUAAAUCUGACUUGCCACAAAUAUCACCCUGGUCUUCUGGGAACUGCAGUUGCACACAUAAAUCAUUCUUCCUCUCUGGGAUUUACGGAAGAGAAGACUGGACCAUUUGUCUUUCCUUUGGAAAUGGAAAUAAUGCCUGCACGUCUGUUUGUGCAACUGAACCUUGGUCGUUUUAAAUUUGUCAACUUAAACAUUUCCCAUCUUUGGACCUCAAGUACAUUAAAGGGCAUAUUUUGUGCUGCAUAUUUAAAAUGAGAGAGAUUGUUUACAAAAAAGUUUAAAUUUCAUUCAUGCUAAGAGCAGGGGAGUAGUGUGCUUCAGUGUAGAUGGAAUAUACUGAUCAAUAAUUCCAGAGAGAAUAAAAGUGGGUAUUUGGAGCUAUGCUUCCUACUGGAUUGUUUCAGUUGUGACAAGUACAUAUGUGUCCAAAGGAUGUUGAAAUGAUUUUAAAGGGAACAGGUGCCAGAGAUGGAGAGAACUCUUUUACCUGGAGAACAUGGGCAAGAGGCAUUGCUGCUGGGCUAGAGCAUGUAUUAUGGAAUUUUUAUGUUUCUAUGUAAGCAUGAAAACAGUACAGUAUGAGAGAGAAAGUAACCCAUGAAAACGCUGUCUGUUACACUUAUACUGUAGUACGAUUUUGUAUGUUGUGUAAACAAAAGCAUUGAACAAAGCAAGGUGAUGUAUGUAUAUGAGAAAAUAAUUGUAUGAUAUCAUUCCAGUACAUUUUGUUGUACAUUUUAGUCAUAUUGAUUUCUGCCAUUGUUUAUAAAGGAUGCAGUUUGUACAGUCUCCAGCUAGUACACACCUUAGUGGGAAAGGAAGAAAAACUAGAAGGAAGAAAAAUCAAGAGCAGACUAUUUGUGAAUUGCAGUUGUGUCAAAGAUAGCCUAGCUGGCCUUAUUUGUGAAGCAUAAUUGCUUUUAGCAUAUGGAAGUAUUUUUUCACAUUUUCUUUGUAUAAAAUUUGUAUUAAACUAAAUAUCUUUUUUGA